Molecule: messenger RNA, 1224 nt
Organism: Rubroshorea leprosula
Lineage: Eukaryota; Viridiplantae; Streptophyta; Magnoliopsida; Malvales; Dipterocarpaceae
Source: the annotation of a GenBank genome assembly
GUAGAGAGUUGUAGACGACAUGAGUUAUUAAAAGUAAAAGUAGAAGUAAAAGUAAAAGAAAAUUUUCUAUCAAAAAAAAGAAAAAGAAAAAGAGUUUGGAAAAUUUGAAAUUGUCACUGCAAUUAAUAAUAAUUGUGAUACAUUUUAAAUAUUCAUCACAUAUUGUCACUACUUCUAUUAAUGGUAGCUGAAAAUAAGAGCUUAGUCACCAACAAAUUAGUCACUGAUCAUAUGGCUUUUUUGUAAUGAAUGCACGUAAAGCAGAGGGAUAGAAAAAGAAAAAGGAUUUUGUUCAUCGAUUCGCAAAUGCCAUUGGAAGAACAAGUUAUCUGCUAUUUCGAGACAAAGAAAGCUAACGAGGCAGCCAACUGGAUCGCUAGCUCCAAGCGUAAAGGACGUGCACAGAGGACUGGCCUCCUGAUGUGGCACAUAGCCACUGAAAUACGCUACCGAAAAGGAGGUCCAGAUAACAGCCACAGUACUUCCACCUCUACAUCUAGGAGUUUUGGUCACUGUGAAAUAUGCAAGUUGCUUUUGAAGAUAGAAUGGUAUGACGUGUUAGAGCAGAAGGAACCCACUGAUCAGAAGAAAGAGCUGAAGGAACUAGGCGUGUUAGAGCAGAAGGAACUCGCUGAUAAGAAAAAAGAGCUAAUGGAACCGGCUGAUAAGAAAAAAGAGCUGAAGGAACCAGCUCAAGAGUUAGAGCGGAAGGAACCCACCGAUCAGAAAAAGGAGCUGAAGGAAGCAGCUCAUGAGUUAGAGUGGAAGGAACCUGCUGAGCAGAAAAAACAAGCAGAAGGAACCAGCUCACGAGUUGUAGAUCACCUCAGCCACUUCAUGAAAUCAUUUGUUAAGUUUAAUUUUGGAGUGUUCUCUCUCUGUUAAUUUAUCUUUCAUUUUGACUUCUUGCUUUGGAAAUAUCUUGUUAAUUUAUUAGUGCAUUGUAUUAUAUAUGGUUGUGUUGUGUUGCUAUUUCGAAACAUGUAUUCGAAUUCAAGACAAUAAUAUAUCAUCAUGUGUGAAUUCAGCACUGGGUCAGCAUGCAACUUCCUCUUUGGUAGUAGCAGUACGCAAACUUUUUUCCUUAAUUCAUUCUUCUGCUUCUGCCAGUUGGAAUUUUUUAGGAGGGAGAGAACUACAGUGCCGAAAUUUGAAUUCAAAAAGGUUGAGACCGGUUGAUCGAUUUCGAGGAAAAAGGUACAGUACUAAAUGUUUUUAAUUUUU